AUGAGUGAGAGCUUCGACUGGAACCACCAAGGUUUAAACUGGUCUCAUUUUCACUCUCUCGCGAAUCUCCUCUCACUUCGAAAUGGCGGCCAGGCCGAGCCUUCUUCGUUGUCCGAUAUAGUGCUCGAAGAAGAUUGGAAUCUCGAUGACAAUGAAGAUGGAGAUGCGGCCAGCUUGGAUACUAGACUUGCACAUAAGAUUUCAGAUUCGGGACAUGGGAGGCUCAAACGAAGGUUUCUUGAUUGUCUGGCCGAAUUCGCGGCUAACAAGAAGGGCGGGACAGCAGUUGCUUGCUCCGCCAUGAAGGAGGCUGAAGACAAUGUCGUUAUCUGGGUUGCUCGUAAUGAAGGCUUCUCGGAUGUGGAUAAGCCUGUGUUCGAUAGAUUGGGAAAGCUGCUUGCUUCGUUAUCCCGCAGCAAUGCUGGUCAAUCUGAGGCUCUCCUCUGGGAAGAGAUGGUCUUGUAUCAUCAGGAUCGGAUUGAACAUAGCUAUAUUCCUGACUUGAGGGCAAGCUUCAAAGCUUACGACCAUAUCAGUACGAGGAAGGAGACAGACACACCAGAAAACAAUUCAGCCUCUGAUGCUGCCCUAUCCGCCCUGCGCACUCUUCUCUUCGAUCGCAACACCAACAAUAUAAGCACUUUUGAGAAGCAUGCGAAGCUUGUCAUCGCAUCGUACAAUCUGCGUCGGACAAGAAAUGUCGAGGAGAUACUUCACAGCUCUUCAAGAGCGACUUCCAAAUCGAAGAGCUUGUGGUUACAUAUCUGCCUGUUCGCCCGGCUCCGAGUCACAUUCCAGAAUUGCAAAGACAUUGCUCUCACGCUUCCAAGUUUUGAACAAGUUACAAUCAUACUGGUCCCUCGUCCUCUUGCGCCUGCAAACCCAUCUCAGAACUCGCUCAAUUUGAAUCAGACUUUUGGUGUCCUCCAACUUGAUCUGACUCCUGAUACAGCUAAGGCUGUCUUGGGCCAAAAUUGGACCGUCGCCAAGGCUAAAGGCGAGUUCGCAAAACGACAGAAGCAAAAGCCCAACAUACACGCCGAGGUUCAAAUGCUCAUCUUUCUGACUACCAACGAAUCUGCCAAAUCAGGCUUGUUACCGUAUUUUGGAUGCAGCAAGCUCAGCUGCUUCAUGUGUAAUCGCUUUGUCCAGUCAUACGGGCGAUUCACCACAAGAGGGUGCCAUGGACGCCUCUUCAGACCAUGGACCGUGCCAAGUGUAGAUCGACUUCUACCUGGUCAGGCCGAUCGGAUAGCAAAGGCUCUUAUGUCAGUGCAAAAGGCGGUCAAGAGGAAAUUGAAAGCCUCGGUCGGGGGCCAUAUUCGGCACGAACGAACUUCGGUUAUGGGAGGAAGCAGCGUUUUGGACGGCCGGCAGGAGGAGUGCUCACAGAGACAGUCAACUGGGCGCGUUCACGAACCCCUAGAAGGAGAUGAGUCGGAAUGGGAGUGUGAUAUAUGUAUGAGACUGACGACGAGAAAGUGCAACAUUUGUAACAAAGGCUCCUUCUGCAGCGACGAUUGCCAGGAAAAAAGAUCCGGGCGCCAUUUGUUCACAUGCUCUAAACGUCCACUCACUUCCGCUGAUUAUCUUUGGAUGUCAUUGACAGAGGAUCGUAUGCCUCAAGAGGAGGAUGUUCUCGAGGAUUUCGGGUUUAACAAUGUCUCUUCUGUCAGGGAUAUGAGCUACCUUCUAGGGGUCUACGGAGGGCUCUAUCUUUCUGGCAGGUUCUCAGCUGAGGAAAUACAUGAGUGGCGUGUUGGAGGCAUCCUGGUUGAUAAAAUCAAGGACUUCUAUUACAGCAUCCCUGAGAGUUCCCGAGGAGGAUAUUUUCCUUGGUAUUUGGAGAAUCUCUCCAUCUUUGAGCGACCUAUGACGAAAGCUGAAGCGCAACAAAAGUUGAUAGCGACUUUCUACGACAAAUCCAGGCCUUACUUGGACAUUGAAGACCGUAAUAAGACCGCUAGGGAGCUAAAGCCAGAAGCCAAGGGAGCUAGUUACGACUUGCUGGCGGCAAUAUUACUCCAGAUGAGUCCUCAUCCAAUUCAAUUGGUCUGGUACUCUUUCGGAUUUGUAACUUGCCGUGGACAGGGCGAAGAGAGUAUGCUUGUAAGUCUCUACAAGCUUCUUCUCACCAAAAGUGAUGGAAGUCCCUUUUACGAGAUCAACAACCGUCAAAGAGGUAACAUUCAACCUGCUACAUUCACACAAUUCUGGAAAGCAUACGAAGCAGGAAGACUUAUCCAGCUCAUGGAUUCGAAGGGGCUGAAGGAAAUUCGAUCCGAGCUCCCUUUCCUAGAGGGCUUUUUAUCCGUGCCGCCGGUCGGAUCCCGGCCAUCCGUAUGGGACCUGAAGCAGUUUCUUGAGAUCAGCGAUCCUAUGGACCAUCCACCCGUUCCAUCGGUCAACGUUGACUACGGAUUCAUCAACUGCCGCACUUUCGAGGAAACUUGCACACUGAUGGAGAUUUACGGAAAGGUUCUGAAGACCGCAAAGCCACUGGAGCUCCACCAGGCGUGUGUGGCUGGUAAUUUGUUCGAAUUUGCAAGUAGUCAUCUUCGUAUGGAGGAGCGUUGGAGGCCGUUGAUGAGGAAUUUCUAUACUUUGUAG
Dothidotthia symphoricarpi CBS 119687 is the source of this 2610-nucleotide messenger RNA. RefSeq lists its product as uncharacterized. The record is from RefSeq and is a predicted model, not a curated record. The transcript is spliced from 3 exons. NCBI's taxonomy places the organism in Eukaryota, Fungi, Ascomycota, Dothideomycetes, Pleosporales, Dothidotthiaceae. The coding region runs from base 1 to 2610 and encodes 869 amino acids.